AUGGGUCUCACUGACUUCUACAAAACAAACUCGACUAACGAGAAGCACAAUGAGCAGCCAGGCUCGGCCAGUUUAACUUCGGCCUCUGAUAACGAAGCUGCCGUCAUCCAAAUUGAUCAAAACAAGAAGGAAAUUGGUUAUGUUUCGGCCACCUUUUUGAUGCUUAACAGAAUGUUGGGUGCCGGUGUGUUUUCCACUGGUUCCACUAUUUUCGCCCUUUCUGGAUCUGUUGGAACUGCCUUGAUGAUGUGGUUCGCAGGUACUAUCAUUGCACUUUCCGGUUUGUUGGUGUAUAUGGAAUUGGGAUCUGCCUUGCCUAGAAACGGUGGUGAAAAGAACUAUUUAGAAUACUUGUUCAAGAAGCCUAAAUUCUUGGUCACUGCCAUGUACGCUUCCUAUGUUUUCUUCUUGGGUUGGGCUGCUGGUAACUCUAUUGUCGUCGGUGAAUAUAUUUUGAACGCCGCAGGCAAGGAAGUUACUCAAUGGAACUCCAGAGGUAUUGGUAUUGCUGUCAUUACCUUUGCCUUCUUAAUCAAUGCCAUCAAUGUUAAGGCUGGUUUGUUCUUGGCCAACUCCUUAGGUGUCUUCAAGGUGUUCAUUGUGUUGUUCAUCACAGUCACAGGUUGGGUUGCCCUUGGUGGUGGUAUCAAGACUAACAACUUCCACCCUACUGGAAACUUCCACAAUGCUUUCUCUGGUGAAACCCCUACUGCUUUCGGUAUUGUUAAUGCUUUGUACAAUGUCAUUUGGUCGUAUGUGGGUUACUCCAAUGCUAACUAUGCUUUGGGUGAAAUCAAGAACCCUGUCAAAGUCUUGAGAGUCGCUGCUCCAACCGCUUUUAUCUUCUUGGGUAUUAUCUAUAUGUUUGUUAACAUUGCUUACUUUGCUGUUGUUCCAAAGGAAGAAAUCGCUGGUUCCGGUAGAAUUUUAGCUGCCUCCUUCUUCAAGUUCGCUUUUGGUGACUCUGCUGAAAAGGCUGCCUCUGUAUUUGUCGCUUUGUCUGCCUGGGCCAACGUCAUGUCUGUCAUUUUCUCCCAGGGUAGAAUUGUUCAACAAUUGGGUCGUGAAGGUGCCUUGCCAUUCUCGAGAUUCUUUGCUACUUCCAGACCUUUCAGCACUCCAUUUGUUGGUUUGAUGGAACAUUGGAUUGUCUGUAUCAUCACCAUUGUUGCUCCACCUCCAGGUGAUGCUUACAACUUUGUGUUGAACUUGAUUUCUUACCCAUUGAACGUUGUCAACACUGUUCUUGCCGGUGGAUUGCUCUAUGUCUAUUACCAAAGAUACAGAGGUUUGACCGAAUGGAACCCUCCUAUUAAGGCCACUUUGCCUGUUGUCGCUUUCUUCUUCUUAGCUUCCUUGUACUUGAUUGUUGCUCCUUACAUUCCUCCAGUGAAGGGACAAACUGUCUACAAUUCUUUGCCAUACUGGAUCCAUGCCGUUGUCACUUGGGGUGUCUUUGGUAUCGGUUUAGUUUACUGGAUUGUCUGGGCCAAGAUCCUUCCAAAAAUCGGUAACUACACCUUGGUUUCAAAGGAAAUCAUUGGUGAAGACGGUUUCUGGAGAAACAAAAUCUACAAGAUCGCAAAUGAUGGUUCCAAUAGGGAAGAAAUCGAAAAUGAUGGUAACGACAGUUCCGAUACUAAGGGCAUAAAUUAGAAAAACCCUUCGGUAAGUCAUUCAAUGGCUGCUACAACUACAGGGUACUAAUCAUAUUUAAUCAUGAUAUAAUAGCUGGGCAUUUAUAAAGUUUAUUUCAACAUACUUUUCUUAAUAGUCAUUUAAUUCAACUUCAAGACGUUUACUUCAUAAUAGAUUAUCUUUUAUUU
Messenger RNA from Scheffersomyces stipitis CBS 6054, 1826 nucleotides. RefSeq names its product Mup1p (gene MUP1). Gene Ontology annotation, molecular function: L-amino acid transmembrane transporter activity. Bases 1 to 1656 code for a protein of 551 amino acids. The record is from RefSeq and is a predicted model, not a curated record. NCBI's taxonomy places the organism in Eukaryota, Fungi, Ascomycota, Pichiomycetes, Serinales, Debaryomycetaceae. The transcript has a single exon. Gene Ontology annotation, biological process: amino acid transmembrane transport. Gene Ontology annotation, cellular component: membrane.